AUCUCUUGCUUUGGGAUGAGGCUCUUUACUUGGAGGGAUUGCCCACUGUGGGCACUGCGGAGCUCUGGGUGGGGGCCAGGCUCUAGGGCCAGCAGAGUGACCUCUCUGCACCUCAAUCCACAGGACACCCAUGAGGACCAUGACACCUCCACUGAGAAUGCAGAUGAGUCCAACCACGACCCCCAGUUUGAGCCUAUAGUUUCUCUUCCCGAGCAAGAAAUUAAAACGCUGGAAGAAGAUGAAGAAGAGCUUUUUAAAAUGCGGGCAAAGCUAUUCCGAUUCGCUUCAGAGAACGAUCUCCCAGAAUGGAAGGAACGAGGCACUGGUGACGUCAAGCUUCUGAAGCAUAAGGAGAAAGGGACCAUCCGCCUCCUCAUGAGGAGGGACAAGACCCUGAAGAUAUGCGCCAACCACUACAUCACACCGAUGAUGGAACUGAAGCCGAAUGCAGGCAGCGACCGUGCCUGGGUCUGGAACACCCAUGCUGACUUCGCCGACGAGUGCCCCAAGCCAGAGCUGCUGGCCAUCCGCUUCCUAAAUGCUGAAAAUGCACAGAAAUUCAAAACAAAGUUUGAAGAAUGCAGGAAAGAGAUCGAGGAGAGAGAAAAGAAAGCAGGGUCGGGCAAAAACGACGACGCCGAGAAGGUGACCGAGAAGCUAGAAGCUCUCUCCGUGAAGGCGGAGAGCAAGGAGUCGGAAGAUGCCGAGAGCAAGGCUGGAGCCGAGGAGGAGCAAUAAGCUGCCUCCCCUUGUUUUCUCUUCCUUCCGUUCUUUUCCUCCUUUUUCUUUUUUAAAAUUUUGCCCUGCCCCUUCUUUUCAGUUUGUUUUUAUUCUGUUUUGUUUUUACAAGGGACUUUAUAUAAAGAACUGAAUUCCAACAUUCAGGUUGUUUUUUUUCUAAGUUUUUGCCCUAUUGAAGAAGACUUCAGAAAAUCCAUUCCCCAGUCAUGAAAAUGUACUGUGCUCACUUUCUUUUCCAUAGUGGAAACACUUAUUUAUAGUCAUCAAAAAUAGUGAAUAAACGACACAUUCAAAACCUGCA
Ailuropoda melanoleuca (giant panda) is the source of this 1042-nucleotide messenger RNA. It is a transcript of the gene RANBP1, whose product is annotated as RAN binding protein 1. The transcript is spliced from 5 exons. Gene Ontology annotation, cellular component: cytoplasm; nuclear pore; centrosome. Gene Ontology annotation, molecular function: GTPase activator activity. Gene Ontology annotation, biological process: positive regulation of mitotic centrosome separation; nucleocytoplasmic transport. The coding region runs from base 16 to 738 and encodes 240 amino acids. The record is from RefSeq and is a predicted model, not a curated record. NCBI's taxonomy places the organism in Eukaryota, Metazoa, Chordata, Mammalia, Carnivora, Ursidae.